UCAAAGAACAUUCUUCACACAAAAUAGACAGCAAUAAUGGCGGAUCCCAAUAAUGGCUCAAACCUUCACGUAGCAAUGUUUCCAUGGCUUGCAAUGGGCCACAUGACUCCCUACCUCCAUCUCGCUAACAAGCUAGCCGAGAAAGGCCACAAGGUCACUUAUCUUCUACCCAAGAAAGCUCAACAGCAACUGCAACAUCUGAAUCUCCAUCCUCAUCUCAUCACCUUCCAUCUUGUAACCAUUCCCCACGUCGAUGGACUCCCGGUUGGCACCGAGACAGCCUCUGAAAUACCCAUUUUCUUGAACCAUUUGCUCGCCAUAGCCAUGGAUCUUGCGCGUGACCAAGUCCAAGAAUUCAUCGUUCGGGCAAAACCCAACUUGGUUUUGUACGACAAUGCUCAUUGGAUCCCAGAAAUAACAAAGCCGCUCGGCAUCAAAACUAUAUGUUACAACGUGGUUUGCGCCGCGGCAAUCGCCAUCGCCAUAGUCCCGGCUCGAAAUGUUCGUAACGACAAACCCAUUACAGAGGAAGAAAUUGCAGAGCCUCCCGCUGGGUACCCAUCAUCCAAAGUGGUGCUUAAAGGCCAAGAUGCUCGUAAUUUGAUGUUUAUAUCGCUGCCUUUCGGAGACGGGAUCUCGUUCUACGAGCGGGUAACAAUUGCAUUGAAGAAUUCCGAUGCGAUUGCGAUAAGAACAUGCAGCGAAAUAGAAGGAAAAUUCUGUGAUUACUUAGGGAGUCAGUAUCAAAAACCUGUUUUCUUAACCGGUCCGGUUUUACCUGAACCGGAGAAAACAGUGGCAUUAGAUGAGAAAUGGGUUAAAUGGCUAGGUGGGUUUGAACCAAAUUCAGUCGUUUUUUGCGCAUUCGGUAGCCAACUCAUUCUUGAAAAAGACCAAUUUCAAGAACUUUUGCUUGGGUUUGAACUCACUGGUUUACCAUUUCUGGUAGCUCUAAAACCACCGGCUGGGGCAUCAACCAUUGAAGAAGCUUUUCCGGAAGGGUUCGAGCAGAGAGUUAGAGGAAGAGGAGUUGUUUGGGGUUCAUGGGUUCAGCAGCCAUUGAUUUUGGUUCACCCAUCUGUGGGUUGUUUUGUGAAUCAUUGUGGAUUUGGGUCGAUGUGGGAGUCAUUGAUUAGCGACUGUCAGAUAGUUUUGGUGCCUCACCUGGGUGACCAGAUGUUGAACACGAAGCUUUUGGCGGAUGAAUUGAAUGUUGCUGUAGAGGUGAAAAAAGAGGACAAUGGAUGGGUGUCAAAGGAGAAUCUUUGCAAUGCCAUUAAAUGUGUGAUGAAUAAAGAUAGCGAAGAGGGUGAUUUGGUGAGGAAGAAUCAUGCUAAGUGGAAGGAAACACUGGGAAGCUCAGGUUUAAUGAGUGGUUAUAUUGAUAAGUUUGUUCAGAAUAUUCAUGAUCUUGUCAAAUGAUGACACAUAUAUAUAUGUAUAUGUAUGUAUGCCAACUUUCAUUGUUAAUUAGCUUCUUUCAAUGUGAGAAAUAAACUGUGAAAGCUUUAGAUCCUUACUUAUUCUACUUAUUUGCGUCUGUUUGUCGUGCG
This is a messenger RNA of Carica papaya (papaya), 1553 nucleotides long. Its product is annotated as UDP-glycosyltransferase 79B3-like. Gene Ontology annotation, molecular function: UDP-glucosyltransferase activity. The record is from RefSeq and is a predicted model, not a curated record. Lineage: Eukaryota; Viridiplantae; Streptophyta; Magnoliopsida; Brassicales; Caricaceae.